AUGGUUCGUAAAAAAUCAACUGCUGCUAAAGUUAAAUCACGUCAAGAAGCGUAUCGACGGCGAGUUGAAGCUAAGAAAGAUUCUAAUUGCAAUGAUACUGCUUCUAAUCAAUCAGAGGACAAAUCUUUUGAUCCAGUUAACAAUAAAGAAUAUCUUGAAAAUUUGAAUAUUAUUCAAAGCACUAUCAAAAAAGUUGUUUCGAAAGUUUGCCGUUUAGAAAGUGAAAGAAACCGACAAAAAAAACUCAGAGAAAAGAAAAAUUUAUUAAUUGCUACGAUGGAAAAUGAAACAUUAAUUUUAAAACGAAACAGACAGCGUGAUUGGUUUAAAAGAAAAUAUUCAGAGAAUCUUUCGUUUCGUUCAAAAAUACAAGAGCAUUCGUUGAAAGAAAAUCGAUAUAAAUAUAUGCAAAAGACUGAUUUUUAUUUAAAAGAAACGAAUCGUUUAAGAGCACAUGGUUUAGAAAAAUAUCGAAAGAAUAUAGAAUUUCGAAACAAACUAAUAGCUCGUUCCAAAAAAUAUUUUUCAAACAAAUAUCAUCUAGAUAAGAAACAACGUGAACAAAAAAUAGGUAAAUCUAAGACAUAUAUUUUAAAUAAAUAUCAUAAUGAUAGAAAAUUUCGUCAAGAAAUUAUAAAUCGAUCUAAAAACUGCAUUUUAAGUAAAUAUCAUAAUGAUAUAGAAUUUCGUCGAAAGAGACUAGCUGAAUCUAAAGCAUAUAUGUUCAACAAAUAUCGAACCAAUGCAAUAUUUCGAAAUCAGUAUAAGGCUCGUCAAAGAAUACAAGAAUUCGAUAAAUAUAAUAACAACAAUGAAAUUAGAUUAAGAAAACGAAAAUACGCAAUUAAUUUUUAUCGAAAUAAUUAUACACCUAACAUACAAAAACAAAGACAAUUGUAUAAUCAAAGAAGACGUAUUAAAAAAAAAUAUAUUAUUGCUCAAAGUCAUAAUUGCGUAUUGAAGCAUCGAAAUUUGUAUAUAAAAAAUUUAAAAAUAUUUAGAGAUGUAAUUCAAGAAGGACCAGAUUACACUUGUCGAGUUUGUGGUUUAGCAUUGUUUCGUAAUCAAGUUAUACCAUAUAUAGAAGAAAAAUAUAUUACAAAAAAUAUGUCAUUUGAAAUGAAAGAACGUAUUCGAUCUUACUUGAAUAAUUGUUCAUCAAUAGAAGACACAUGGAUUUGUAAAUUAUGUUCAGAUAAAAUUAAAAAAAAAGAAAUGCCAAGUCGAGCAAUUGUAAAUAAACUAGAAGUCAGUGAGGUUCCAUCUGAAUUAAAAAAAUUAAAUGAUCUUGAAAAACAUUUAAUUGCUUUACGUUUACCAUUUAUGAAAAUUGUAAAUUUAAUAUCAGGUAAAUUAUCAAGUAGAUUAUCACAGAAAGGUACAAAAGGACCACUUCAUUGUGUACCAUCAGAUGUACAAGAUACAGCAUUAGUAUUACCACGUCCAGUUGAUAAAUCGAUGAUGGUACGAUUACAAUUAAAACGUCGAUUAAAAUAUAAAGCUGUAUGGGAAGAACAAUUAAUAAAUCCACAUGAUGUAAGAGAUGCAUUAAUUUUACUAUGUAAAAUACAUCCAGCAUAUAAAAAUAUACAAAUAAAUGAAAUUGAUGAAAAUUAUCUUACAUCAGAUAGAGUAGAUAAUAUUGAAAAUAAUGAUGAAUCAAUGGAUGUUGAUAUAGUUGUAGAAGAUCAAAAUUCAACUAUAGAAAUAGAAAAAUUAAAUGAAGAUUGUACUAAAAGAUUAACUUUAGGUGAUAUAGAUAAUAAUAAUACUAAAAAUGAUGAUGAGGAAGAAGAAGAUGAUAAAGAUAUUCGUACCAAAUAUAAUAUUGGUACAGAUUGCUGUACUCAACCAUGUGAUUUUAAUGAUUUUGUAGUAUUUGAUAAACAACCAUCUGUUGUAGCACCAGCAGAAAAAAAUAAAUUAAGUUCAUUGUUGACUGAUAAAACAAUUGAACCAUUAGCUUUUCCACAUCUGUUUCCUGAUGGAAAAGGUUCAUAUGAUGAAGAACGUUUAGUUGAUCUAAAAUGGAAAGAAUAUUGUAAAGCACGAUUAUUUUCAGCAGAUUCACGUUUUGCUGGAGAUUCAAGUUAUAUUUUUUUUCUACAAUACUUAGGUGAUUUAAAACAAGUAUAUUCUGGCAUCAAUGUUGCAUUUCGUAAAAAACUACCAAUGAAUGCUAAACAAAGUUUAGAUGAAAAUCAAAUGAAAUUUUUAAUGAAAACAGAUAUGAUCUAUCGUCAUUUACAAACAGUUCGAGGUAGUCCACAAUUUUGGAAACAGAAUUUAAAAAAUUUGUUUGGAAUGACACGUCAAAUAGAUUUUUCUCAUUUUUUUCUCACGUUUUCAUGUGCUGAUUUACGUUGGAAAGAAUUUAUGAAUGUUUUUGUUCGUCAUAGUAAAACAAAAAAUAAAGAAUCAUAUACAUUUGAAGAGAAAACAAAACUUUUAAGAUCUAAUCCUGUUUUAGCUGCUCGUAUGUUUGAAAAACGAUUCAAUACUUUUAUGAAUUUGUUUAUUAAAGGUGGAGCAUGGUCUUUAGGAAAAGUAACAGAUUGGUUUAUUCGUAUUGAAAUGCAAUUACGAGGUUCACCACAUGCUCAUAUGCCAAUUUGGGUUAAAGAUGCACCUAAAUAUAGUGGACCUAAAACAGAUAAUGAAACACGUAAAAAAAUUGUUGAGUUUUGUGAUAAAUAUAUAACAACAAGGUUUCCUUCUCUUAAUGAAGAUCCGAUUUUGCAUAAUCAGAUCAAAGACUUUCAAACACAUUCACGUAAUCAUUCCAAAAGAUGUGUAAGAUAUCCUGGCAAACCUUGUAUUUUUAUUUUUCCACGUGCAGUUGCUCUUCGCACAUUCAUAUGUGAACCAAUUAAAAUUGAGAAUGAUGAAGAUAAAGAACGUUACAAGAAAAUAAAAAAAAUUCUUAUUGAAAUGAAUGCAGCAAUGAAUCUUUUAGAAAAAGAAAAGAUAUUAACAUGGUCUGAUUUUGACAAUCUUUUAGUUAAAUAUAAUUGGACAUAUGAUGAGUAUGAAUUUGCACUUCGAAUUAUUCAUACUCGACCAACUAUCAUUCAUAAAAGAGAACCUAAUGCACGAUGGGUUAAUCAAUAUAAUGAAGAAUUAUUAAGAGCAUGGGAUGCUAAUAUGGAUAUUCAAUUUGUUCUUGAUCCAUAUGCAUGUGCAAAAUAUAUCAUGUCGUAUACAACUAAACCAGAAAAAGAAAUGAGUCUAUUACUAGAAGCUACACAUAAAGAAUGUCGUGAAGGUAAUAUGACAGUACGAGAAGAAAUGAAAAAACUUACAGGUACAUUUUUUAAUAAUCGACAAGUGAGUGUACAAGAGGCUAUUUAUCGUGCUACUAAAAUGCCACUUAUACAUUCAAGUCGAGGUUUUGUUUUUGUACCAGCACAUUCAAAUAGUUGUAAAUUUUUAAAACCACCUAAUAUAUUAAAACAAAUGGAUCCAGAAGAUGAUGAUAUAUACAUGUCUAAUCUAGCAGAUAAAUAUUUUGAUAGACCAAUGGAUCCUGAAUUUGAUAUUUGUAUGGCAGAUUUUGCAUCCGAAUACGAAAUAAAAUCUGUUAAUAAUAAUAUUAAAAAUCCAAAAACACCAAUUAAACGUUUACAAACACUUAAUUUUGCUGUAAAAAAACGUUGUAAUCGUAAUGCUAUUAUUCGUUAUCCCUAUUUUAAUCGAGAAACGGAUAAAGAAAAUUAUUUCGAAAAUUUACUUUGUCUUUAUUUACCUAUAAGAAAUCGAAAUGAAUUGGAAAAACCAUACGAAUUAUUUUAUCAAACAGCUGAAGUCUUUGAUAAUCGACAACAAUGUCUAAGAAAAGUAAAAGAUAUUGUUAAAGAAAAUAGAAAAAAAUAUGAAGCUCAUUUUAAAGAAACAGAAGAAAUUGAGUCAUUGUAUAAUCAAUUAUCAUUGGAUAUGAAAGAAAACGAAUGGGCUGAAAUUGUUGCUAAUAAAGAAAAAGAAAGUGCAUGGUCAAGAGAAAUAGAAGAAGAAGAUAAUCCUGAUUUUAAUAUAAUACAUACGAAGAAAAAUAAAAAUACAUCAGUUGAUUUAAAACAAAAUUUUUUUACUACUGAUGAAAUGAGACCAUUGUUAGAUUCAAUGAAUGAAGAACAACAACAUAUAUUUUAUCAUGUUCGAGAAUGGUGUGUAAAUCGUUUACAUGAUUCUGACGUUGAACCACUUCGUUUGUUUAUUACAGGAGGAGCAGGAACAGGAAAAAGUCAUCUACUUAAAUGUCUUCAUUAUGAAGCAACGAAAAUUUUUUCUCGUAAAAAACAUUUAGCACUUGAUGAAAAUAUUGAUGAAGUUCACACUUUGAUCACAGCAUUUACAGGUGCAGCAGCUGUAAAUGUUGGAGGAGUUACAAUUCAUAGUGCUUUUGGUAUAGGACCUCAAUAUAAUAGUAUGAAUGAUAAUUUAUCUUCUGAAAGAUUAAAUACCUAUCGUUGUAAAUUAAGUACAUUGAAACUACUAUUUGUUGAUGAAGUUUCUCUGAUACAAUCGAGUUUAUGGGGUGCUAUGCAUUCUCGUCUUACUCAAAUUAUGGGUAUACAUUCAAAUACUGCUAUCUUCGGUAACAUAGGUAUUAUUGCAAUAGGUGAUUUUUUUCAAUGUUCACCUGUAGCAUCAUCAAGUAUCUAUUCUUCUUUACUAUGGACAGAUCAUUUUCAAUAUGUCGAUCUUAAAAUAAAUGAGAGACAAAAAACAAAUGUUUUUUUCUCACAAAUGCUUAAUCGUAUUCGAAAAAUAAAAAAAAAAGAAGAUAUGACUAAAGAAGAUCGUGAAGCACUUGAAAAAUGUCAUCAACGUUAUUUGAAUAAUGAAUAUAAUCCCGAAGCAUUACAUCUUUUUGCUAAGAAUGCUCAAGUUGAUGCACAUAAUGAAAAAAUGUUAGAAAAAAUUUGUACUAAUAUUCGAACAUUCUAUGAAGUUAAUAAUAAUAAUAUUCAGGUGAAAGCAAAUGAAAAUAAACAAUCAAAAAAAAAUAGUACACCACUACGUCUUGCUAAGAAUGCUCGUGUAAUGAUAACAAAAAAUAUUUGUGUCAAUGAUGGUUUAGCAAAUGGUGUAACAGGUCGUCUUGUAGACUUUGUAGAAAAUAAUAGCAAAGAAAUUUCACAUAUAAUAAUUAAAUGUGAUUCAUCUAAAGUUGGACGUUUACAUCGAGUUAGUUGUCCGCAUUGUUAUGGAAAAGAUACAAUAUGUGUAAUACGAGAAAGUAAUACAGUUGAUCGUUCUGGUUUUGAUUUACAAUCAAAGAAAGGAGCAAAACAAUUUCCUAUUCGCCUUAGCUGGGCAAUGACAAUUCAUAAAGCUCAAGGAAUAACAGUUGAUCAAAUUGUAAUAAGUACAAAAAAUUUAUUUGGUAGUGGAAUGGCAUAUACAGCACUUUCUCGUGUUCGUACAUUAGAAGGAUUGUUUCUUAUUGAUUUACAUCUUGAUAAAUUCUAUUGUAAUGAAAAUGUAGAAACAAUUAUUUCUCAAAUGAAACAAAUAAAAAAUAAAGCAUUAGUAUUCAAAAAAUCUUCAGAAUUUUGCAAUAUACUAUUUCAUAAUAUUGAACAAUUAAAACCGAACUUUAAUGCAUUUAGAAAUCAUUAUGUAACAUAUAAAGCAGAUUUAAUUUGUCUAGCAGAAACAUGGUUAACAGAUACUACUAAUGUAAAUGAUUUUCAAAUAGAUGGUUAUAACUUUCUUUAUCAAACACGAUCAUCUUCAUAUGAAUUAAAUCAUUUACUUCAUUCACAAAAAGGUGGUGGUAUUGCUAUAUAUUAUCGAGAAAAUAUAGCAAUCAAAAAAUUUCAUUCAAAUAAACAUUUAAAUCUGGAAUAUAUUAGUAUUGAAAUUGAGAAACAUAAUAUUAUCAUCAUUGUUUGCUAUCGAUCACCACAACAAAGUAAAACUGAAUUUAUAGAAAAUUUAGUUGAACAUUUAAAAGAAAUUAAUAUAGAAAAACGUAUUUUAAUUAUUGGUGAUUUUAAUGAAAAUACUUUAACCGAUAAAUCAAAAAAAAUUGAAAACGAAUUUAGAAAAUUAGGUUUCGAUAAUCUAUUUCAAAAUAUAGAAACAACAAAUAGUAUGACAAGUAUCGAUUGUAUUUAUUCAAAUUUUAUAAUAAAUAAAGAUCUAUGUCGAGAUGUUGUAGGAACCUACUACAGUUUUCAUGAAGCCUUAACUUGCUCUAUUGAUCUAGAAAAUAACAUAGCUUUUCUAAAUAAAGAAACUGAAUUUAAUCAUGAUCACAAUAUGGAAAUAGAAAAUCAUUCACAAAGCUCAAUAUCUAUGAUUAAACUUUCUCAUCAUAAAAAUAAACGGAAAAAAUCGCCAGAUAAAGAGGUUUCUAAUAAAAUUUUUAAAAAAAAUUUAUCAUCAUCUAUGAAUUCUAUCAAUUAUAAUUUAAAAGAAAAACAAUUUAAAUUUCUUCAAAAUUUCCAUAAGAUCCAAGAAAAUUUUAAUAAAGAAGAAAACCAGACUAACUUCACUCUAAGUGAACAAUUAAAUAAUAUUGGUUUUAAAAUAAAACGUGUAAUAGGAGAUGGCAAUUGUUUCUUUCGUGCAAUUUCUUAUCAAUUAUACAGACAUGAAAACAAUCAUAGGAAUCUUCGAGCUAUAACAAUAGAAUAUUUGAUUAACAAUAUAAAUGAUUUUGCACCAUUUGUUGAUGAUGAAUUGGAUUCAUCAAUAGAUGAUUAUAUUGAACGAAUGAGUAAAUAUGGAACUUAUGCUGAUCAUCUAGCAGUUUUAGCUACAGCAGCUGUUAUUAAUAAGAAUAUAAUUGUUCAUGAAAAAGAUCAUACACCUUUAUUAAUACCUGGUGCAGAUUAUCUCGAAGAUCAAGUGCAUGUUGGUUAUUAUCCAACUAGAUUGCAUUAUGAUAGUAUUCUUUGUAUGGAUGAUACUUCACCAUUUGUACCCAGUGACAAUGUAUUGUUGGCUAUAUGA
Messenger RNA from Adineta steineri, 6963 nucleotides. The record is from the annotation of a GenBank genome assembly. Lineage: Eukaryota; Metazoa; Rotifera; Eurotatoria; Adinetida; Adinetidae.